Lactuca saligna is the source of this 650-nucleotide messenger RNA. The record is from the annotation of a GenBank genome assembly. NCBI's taxonomy places the organism in Eukaryota, Viridiplantae, Streptophyta, Magnoliopsida, Asterales, Asteraceae.
AUGUGUAGGCAUUGGCAAACAGUAGGGAAAAAGGAAGGGGAGAAUCUGAUGAUGAACAACAACGAAAUUGGAGAGAUGGAAAUAGAAAUAUGGCUGAAUCGAUUACCUGAUGCGUGCGUGAUGCAUUUACAUGCGGCAAUAGAAGCGAAUAGGAGGCUGCGGUCGAAAGGAAGUAUUAACAGGGAAGCUACAACAACAUUACAUAGGGAUAUGGAAGCUACGAUCCAGGAGGUGCAGGAUCUUAAAUGUGCUUGGAGAAGAUCUGCGGGAGAUGAAGCAAGAGGAUUUUACCAUCAAUUUCAUAAUUUGAGACAAGCAGUCAAACAUAGUUCUCUACGAACCAAUCUCAAACUAUUGUGCAAUGGAUUGAUAACAACUAUCAUUAAGCCUCUCACAACUAUAAUACAAGACUAAAUAUUGAUGAUAUGGAUAUGUGUCAUGUUGUUAUGGGCAUUAUAGAAGCAUAUUGGGAAUAUCAUCCCAAAACCAAGGGAUACAACUUCCAAUUCUGCAUAAGUGAACAUGAUGUGUUGUUUUUUUCUUGCAUUUUGGUUUUUUGUUGGUGCCAAAAGACCAAAAACAAGCGUUCUCUUAAUAUCAUAGUAAAUGUAAUUUCGUUUUAUAUUUUAUUUUGUUAAAUUAUGGAUAAU